CCUGACAGGACUGUCUGAGGCAGUAACAGAUUACUUUCCUUUUGCCCUCUCAGUUGCUCCAUUACCACCUCGCGUCUGCGGUUUUCCUGCAGCGAGAUGAGGGAAAUGAAGUCAACAGAGCCUUCUGCAAAUCAAGCCUGUGGCACCUUUUUCAGGCCGGCACACUUCAAAACAUCCCCUGAGCAUUGGCGAUCUUUCGUCAAGGGCAUGGUUCGCCUUGGGGACUAAAUCAGUCCCUUCGUCCUAUGUCACAGCUACUGUGGCUUCCCUCACACACAUCCUGCCACAUCCCCAAAUUACGGAAGGAAGUUUAAAAUUAAGUCAUACAGAUGAAGUGCAUAGCGCAGGAGGCAGGCGCUGCUGACGCCCACAAGGAGAGGGUGCUGCUCGAAUGACACGAUGGACGGAGACAUGGCUGAGACGCUGGAAGAAUUUGUAUCGGGGCCGCUGGUUACUUGGGUGCAAACCUUGGAGGCUCUGAUGGACUCAAGAUCUGAUCAGCCCCCUUCUCCCCUGGGCGAGAAAAGACAUGGAGGCCCCCAAGAGUAUUUCCUCAAGCUGGUUGGUGGGGACUUCCUCAUCCAUAUAAUGGAGAUAAUAGACCUGAUUCCUGGGGGGGCACAACCGCCAUGGAGAGAGCAAAGCGACGAGGCACAGAGGUUGCAAAUGCUCCAAACCGUCCUGCAGCGACUACGCAAAUUCUACCAGAACGAUUCGCAACAACUGAUUCUUUCAUCGCCUCCUAAUGUAUAUCUUCUGGCCCGAGAUCCUCUCACAGCACAGGCUGUUGGGGAGAUGAAGAAGCUGAUGCUGCUCUUGCUGGGGAGUGCUGUCCAGUGUGAACGGCGGGACGAGAUAAUUGGCCUUAUCCAGACACUGGACAUUGGGACCCAGGCUGCCUUGGCUUCUGCUAUCCAGGAAGUGACCCAAGAGCCCAAAAAUGUGCUGAGGUUGCAGUGGAAGCAACUAGGACCCUCCGAGAUGGAAGAGCUCCUCUGGAACAUGGUGUCCCGCACUCGUGAGCUGGUGCAUGAGCGAGACGCAGGCUUGGAGAAACUGUGGGAGCUGCAGGAAGGACGGGAACUGCCCCCAGUCCCCCCACCGGAGAGCUGUCGUCAGCAUCUUGGGGUGCAGCUUGCUGAAUCUCGGGCCCAGGUGCGGCGUCUGCAGCAUGAGCUGGAAGAGAAAAUGGAGGAACUGCUAGAUCAAGAAGACGAACUAAAGAAUUUGGAGAGGCAGCUUCAGAAGUUGCGGCAAGAGAACCGGGAGCUGGUGGGCAAGGCCCGCCUGACUGGGCAGUACCAGGAUGAGCUGGAUGCCUUGAAGGAGAAAACCUUGCGGAUGGAACGGCUUCAGGCAGAACUGACUGCCCUGAGAGAGCGGCUGCCUGCUUUGGAGCAGUGCCGUGCCCAACUGAGGGAAGAACGUGAGUUUUCCCAGGCCUUGCUGGAGACAAAGGCCAUGCUGGAGGGGAAGCUGGAGGCUGCUCGCACCCAGGGGAAGCACCUCAACCAGCUGGAAAAGGAGAGGCUGCGUCUGCAAAGCUGCUUGAGCCAGACCCAAGAGGAACAGGACCAGCUCUACCACCAGACUGAGGAGCUUCUGAGGGAGAACUUGGCUCUCAAGAGUCAGCUGAGGCGAAGUUUAGGGGAGUCCCUCAACGCACUCCGAGCAGAAGAGAUAGAACGUGACUGGGCCCCAGAUGAACCUUUUGAAGGGCCUGUUUUGUUAAGCUGUGAGGUGAAGGAGGCAGGUCGGUUGCUGGCCCUGGAGCGGGAGAACCAGGAUCUGCGCAGGCAGCUAGAGGAAGCCCUGGAGGACCCCAGCAAGUCCAGAGAUUUGGAAGCAGAAUCAAAGAAUGCCGUGCUUGAUGAAGAGCUGGAAUCACGGCAAAGCCGGGUGGAGCCAGAGGCAGGAAAGCAGGCUGCAGACCUUACAGACUGUUUUCCAGAAGCCCAGAAGCAGCGAGAGGGUAAGGCGUUGGCUCCAGAAAGGAGAGCGAGCCAGGGCCUGAGGCAAGAGACUGAGGCGGCCUUGUCAGAGGCUCGGACCCUGUUGAGGGAGGCCGAACAUCAGCAGGAAGCAGAGUCCCGCGGUGCAAUGGGCCUUGAAGACAGGCUAAGGAGCCUGCAGGAGGCUCACGCCAACACCCUGGAGGAGCGAGAGGGAGAGCAUGAGCGGUGGCGCUUGGAGACUGAGCGUCUGGUGGAGGAGGUCCAGGCCCUGGAGCGAGAGCAGGCAGCCUUGCGGGCCGGAUCCCAGGCCUUGCAGGCCGCAGCCACCCUGGCUGAGUUGGAGCUGGGGGAGGCCCGGCAGAGCCUCCAAGGCGAGCGGCUGCAAGGGGCCCAGCUGGCCCAGAAGGCCCGGCGGCUGGAGGAGGACUUGUGCGAGGCCCGGCGGGAGAUGGAGGGCCUGCAGCGCAGCCUGGAGCAGCAGAAGGUGACUCUGCCUCAGAUGGAAGUCGAGAAGGGGGCCCUAGGAGAGAUGCUCAGCCAAGCGGAGGACCAGCGGCGGCAGCUGGAGAAGGCCAACCGGCGCCUGAAGGCCCAGACUCAGGCGCAGGAGGAGGCGCUGGCGGCUCAGGGCCUGCACCUUGUCCACCUCGAGGCCCAGAGCCGUCAGCAGGCAACAGAGCUGGGCAGCCUGCGGGAGGCCACUCAGCGUCUGAGGGAGCUGGAACAGGAGUGUGCAAGCCUGAGAGAGCAGCUGGACUCCAAGCGUGAGGCUUCAGCCAUCCUGGAGGAGGAGCUCCAGAAGGAGAAAGCGGAGGGGAAGGAGAGGGAAGCCAUCUUGGCUCAGCUGAGGGAGCAGCUGUUGAAGAAGGAAGAGAGUCCCCAGGUUGGGACACAGAGCAGGCCUCCCAGCCAGGAAAAGCAAGAGGAACAUUCCAAUGGGAAGGAGCUGGAGCUGGAGGGGGAGAACAGCGCACUCAGGAGGCAGCUUGAGGAACUGCACGCUUUCAAGCAGCAACACGCAAACAAUGGCCAGGAUGGAUGGAUGGAUGGAUGGAUGGAUGGAUGGACUGCCUUCAAGUUGAUCCCGACUUAUGGCAACCCUAUGAACAGGGUUUUCAUGGCAAACAGCAGCCUUGCUGUUCCACUGUUAUCGGAGGAGCCGCCUGUGACCCAGGGCACGGAGGGACAGAGUGAACAGGAACCUGACUUGUUGCCCUUCCAGGUUAAUACAAGAAGCGAGGCCCUGAGUGCGAGAAUCAUUGAAGUGGAACGCAGGAAUGCCGUUCUGCAGGCUGAGAAAUCAGCACUAACGGGGCAUCUCGGCCAGCUGGAGUCGCAAGUAGGCAGCCUGCAGGUGGCUUUGCUGGGCCUGCAGGCCCAGAGUGCUGACGCAAAGGAGGAAAGCGGGAGAUGGCAGGCUCAGAACAGCACAUUGCAGGCGGAGGCCACAUCGCUGCGUUCCCAGCAAGCACUGCUGGAAUCUCAGCUCCUGGAGCUGCGGCAGAGGCUGUCCGUCCUGGAGGCAGAAGUUCGGGGCGUCCAGCAGGAGCGGGAGGAGUGGCGGGGGCGCUACGAUGCCCUCCUGCGGGAUCACGACCGCCUGACAGUCCUGCACGAGCGGCAGGGAGCUGACCUGGAGGGGCUGCUGGGGAAACACGUCAGCCUCAAGGGGGCGCUGCGCGGCCUAGAGCAGGAGCACCGUGAAGUGCAGGCCAGGCACAGGGAACUGUUGGGGCAGAAAGCUGGCCUGGAACAGCGGGAGGCAAAACUGCAGGGUCAAAAGGAUAGUUUGGAGGAAGCCGAGCGGGAUCACCAGGGACUGGUAGCGCAGCACAGCAGCCUUAAGGAGGAGCAUGAGCGCCAUCUCCCCAGGGUGAAGCAGGCCCUGGCCCAGGCGGAACGAGCAUGGGACGACCUCCAGGGGGAGCUCCGAGGAACGAGGAACCGGGUGACGAGCCUGCAGCUGGAGCAGGCGAGGCUGGAGGCUGAGAGCACCGCCCUGACGGAGCAGAACCGGCAGCUGGACAUGGCGCUUGGGCGCCUGAGCACCCAGUGCGAGCUGCUAGGCCAGCUGAAAGGGAACCAAGAGGAGGAGAACCGGCACCUUCUUCAAGAGAUCCAGGCGCUCAGCAGGGAGAACAGGCACUUGCUGGAGCACAGCAUGGAGAGCCGGGAGCAUUUCCAGGAAGAGCAACGCCAGUACCUGGACAAACUGGGCGAGCUGCGUCGGGAGAAACAGAAGCUGGUGGAAAAGAUCAUGGACCAGUACCGGGUGCUGGAGCCAGCACUUCCUCGUGGCAAGAAGAGCAAUUGGAUCACUGAGAAAAUUAGGAAGCUGAUGAAAACUCGGCGGGAGGCUCCCCGCGAGCAGCUGCGCCCCAUGGCAGAGGGAGCCGGCAGCAGCGAGAGCUUGACGGGACAGGAGGGGCAUGGGGCUGAUGGGACAGUUUCUAGUACUCCUGGCUCGCCAGCCCCUCUACACAAAGCAAGCAGCACACUCAGCAUCCUGGAUGCCCAGCAGGUCCACUUCCGCCGUCACAGGUUGAGCUCACGGAUGCCAGUGGUGGAACACCCGGGAGAAGCGCAGGACACUCCCCGCCAGCGAUUCCGCCAGCGCCGACUGGGUAUGUUGGGAGGUUCCCAUGAAGAAGCCGCUGCUGUUGCUGCUGCUGCAGAGUGGGAGAUCCCGAGCCAGAUUUCCACAAGCGACAAGGAGGAGAGAGGUGAGAUUAGAGGACCCCCGAUGGGUGAGGAAGAACAAGGCCCAAAGUGUCUGCUAUGAUGAUCUGGAGGAAGAGGGAUCACCUGUACAGCUUCUUCCAGUCCUGAACAGCUCUGAACAUUUAAUUGCAAGUGUUAAAUGAAUGUAAAGCACAAGAUUGGGUUUGGAAGGAUGCAUAGGUGCUCCAGAACAGUGGUGCCAUCAGGGGAACACUUUGGGGCAGAUGCCCAUGUCCCCACCUGGCAGAAUGAACAGCAGGGCCCCUUUCUGCAGCAGGGUGAGCUGCUGCCUCACUGCAUUUUGAAGUAAGUGAUGUAAUACGCAUUGCCAUCUAAAGAGGGUGUCCAAGUAAGACCAGUCUUAAAAAACCUAUCUAACUGUACUAAAGAAUGUAAGAACUCUGCUGAAUGGGAGCCAGGGCCAUCUGUGUUAACAACAGCGCCAGCCAGGUGGCAGCCCUUCUGGGACGCUUACAAGGAGCACAUGAAGGCAACAGCCUUUCCUUGCAGUUUGUCUCUGCCUUCUGGUUCUUGGAGGUAGACUGCCUCCAAACAUGGAGGUUCCACUUAGCUCUCAUGGCCAAACAGCCAUUGACUCUCCUCCAGGAACUUCAAAAUCCCUUUUUAAAAACCAUCUCUACGCUAGUGGUUGUCACCCCAUCUUGUGGCAGCAAAUUCCAGGAUUUAGUGUUGCCCACUCUUACUUUUGUUUUCCUGCUCGGAGGCACAGCAUCUGCUUUGCAUGCAGAAGGUCCCAGGUUCAAUCUCCGGCAUCUCUAGGUAGGGCUGGGGAAAGGCCCCUGCCCGAAAUCCUAGAGAACAACUGCCAGUCAGGGUAGACAGUACUGAGCUGUCUGGGCCAAUGGUCUGAUUCAGAGUCAGGCAGCUUCUUGGAUUGCAUGCACCCACUCACAGGCCACGGCUGAGAGGUCCAGCCCUACCCGGCCUUCCUCAGAGCCAAACUAGAUGUGACAUUUGUCAUACAGGUUGGCGCUGCAUAGCUGAUCUUUGAGCAAGUGUGGGGAGGAGGGAGGGAGAAGCCAGAUUGGGACCUUGGGAUGGGGAAAGGGCACUAUAAGCCUUUGCUACCAUUGCAGUCCUGAGGAGACUGAGAGUCUUCCUGUCAUUACCAAGAGCGUAUGUGGGGAACCCUCAGAUCCUACAGUGGGCAGGAGUCUCACAAACACUGCCCACCUUUCUCUUUGUCCCUCGAAGGGUGAUGCCCCCCCAGUUCAAUUACUGCAGGUUUGUAAUGUAUUUAAAAAUAAAAGC
This is a messenger RNA of Rhineura floridana, 5948 nucleotides long. It is a transcript of the gene CCDC88B, whose product is annotated as coiled-coil domain containing 88B. The transcript has 27 exons. Gene Ontology annotation, cellular component: cytoplasm; centrosome. Gene Ontology annotation, molecular function: dynein light intermediate chain binding; microtubule binding. The record is from RefSeq and is a predicted model, not a curated record. The coding region runs from base 400 to 4737 and encodes 1445 amino acids. Gene Ontology annotation, biological process: cytoplasmic microtubule organization; cytoskeleton-dependent intracellular transport. Lineage: Eukaryota; Metazoa; Chordata; Lepidosauria; Squamata; Rhineuridae.